Messenger RNA from Leptopilina boulardi, 3121 nucleotides. RefSeq lists its product as uncharacterized. Lineage: Eukaryota; Metazoa; Arthropoda; Insecta; Hymenoptera; Figitidae. The record is from RefSeq and is a predicted model, not a curated record. The transcript has 3 exons. Bases 159 to 1091 code for a protein of 310 amino acids.
UACAAGGUAAAUAUGCUUUUCAAAAACUUAAAUUUCAUUUUUUGUUAGUAAAAAAAUUCAACUUCUUCGCUGAAGAUCAUUUUAUCCUUAUUAACAUAUGAGUUUUUUUUAUGGCUAACUCAUCUCUUUUCAAUUUGUAAAGAAAAAAGUUAACAAAUAUGAAUGCCAAUGUCAAAAUGGUAAAUUUUCUUUUUUUCUUGAUGACUUUUUUAUUCAUCAUAAACAAUUUUGAUAAAAACGUACCAAAAUUUACAAUUCUUCAAAAAUGCUGCGACAAUAAAUCAUGGAAUUUUUAUAAUAAAAAUAAUCUAUCUUUGGCCAUUGAAAAUAAAGUUAUUAAUCACCACGUGGAUUUUUCAACACAGAAAAUUUCAUUCUAUAAUUUUGCAAACAUCUCAAAAGUAGACGAUUUGGUAUUAAAGGUCUUUUGGCAUACAACAGAUGCUCUGAUUAUUGUUCCACUUUUAACAAACUUUAUAAGUUCGGGAAUAAUUAUCGGCAGUGAAUUUUCGACAGAUUUUCUUCGACAAGAUCUAGAUGAACCUUAUGUUUGGAGAUUAAAGAAGGCUGUGUAUAGUUUAGCAAUACGACAGUAUAAUUCAUUUCAACCCUUUCGAAAGAAGCAAAUGAUGAUAUUGUACUGCGUCCAUUUAAAAAACGUUCAUAAAAUUAUUCGAAUUAGCAGAUAUAAAACAAUAUCAAUUAAUGGAUUUCUUUAUUGCAAUGAAGACAGCAGUGAAUGGGAUUAUCUUUAUGAAACCUCAUCUAAAAUAAAUAAAUUUCAAGAGCCCAUCUCUAUUACUUAUUAUAAACUAAUAUUAAACAAACCAUAUUUAGCAAUUCAUGUGAAAAACAUUGUUGCAAAUUCCAAGUUUUAUAUAAUUAUUCCAAAAACUAAAUUCAUAUUUAUUGAGGAAAAAUUUAAUUUGAUUGAUCAAAGUAAUAUAAAUUUUGUAAUUCUGAAGUUUCGUGUUCAAACAGUAGAAGGUGAAUGGCUUUCCAAAGUAGCAAAUGAAGCUUCUUAUUAUGAAGAUAAAAUUAAUGGUGAAACUAUGUCUAAGCCUUAUGAGCGAUUGUAUUGCAAAAAUUAAAUGUAAAUUACUGGGCAUAUGUACUUUUUUGCCUAAAUUAUAUUGUUUCUGACAUUAUUAAAAAUAUAAAAACCAUUUAUUCUUGAUCAUUUUGCCCUUCUUUACUAUACCAAUCGAUUCAAAAAUUCACAGUUUAUAGUAUAUAAGGGAUACUUUAUUACAUAAAUGCUGUCCUUCCAGUUUGACAAUAUUUUAAAAAUUCGUGACACUUCUAUAAUAAUUUUAUUACACUAUAACGUAUGCUAUAGCCAAUGUAUAUGAACUAAUAAAAUUAUUAUAGAAGUUUUACGAUUUUUCAAAAUGUAGUAGUAAAAUAAAAUAAUAAUACGAAUAAUGCAAGAAUCAGUAAAGCAAUAGCAAUUUAAGUAUCAAAAAUUAGAUUAAACAAAUCACGAAUAAAUGCAAAGUUAAAAUUCAAUAUAAUUGUUGUACUAACUGAUUUCCUGGUAAAUAAUGCAUCGUAGAAAAAUUUUAAGGAAUUCAGAUUUCAAAACUACCGAUUAUUAAUUUAUUGACAAAAUGCUCAGAGAUUAAAAUAUGGCUAUGAAGGUCGAAAAUAUAAGAUUCACAUUUAAUUAAAUUACACUUUUUUAACAAUAGGUUUGACUCUGAAGGAAACAACCUUCAAUUAAUUAAUUAUUGAUUAGGACUAAAUGGCCGACGAGUUAUUUUCGAAGGCGUCGCUAAACAGCGGUGUUAUUCAGAUUAAUGGAGGAAACAACAUUAAGACGCUGUUUUUUAACCGUUUUUUGGGAUUUUUUUUAAAAGGGAUAAAUUUUUUUAAAUGAAUUGCAAUAAUAAUCAAUAUAAUAUAAUAUUCGUGAUCGAUGAACGAUACGCGGCAAUCGGUAAAGCAUAUCCCGGGAAAACUAUCCAAUGUUAAAUUAAUUCACGUUAAAAGUCCACAGGAAAAUAGCUGCCAGAAGUAUUAUUAGAGAUUGUCAACAAAACAGCGAUUUCAUCUUCCUGGUUGCAUAUAGUAUGCUUGGCAACCGAAAAAUAGAAAGGAAUUUUUUUUCCACCUUUCAUUGACCACCCUGUAGACUGUCGCUAUAACAAGUUGGACAAUUAAUUCACAAAUGGCGUAAAGAACAAUAAAUUGCUUUUUUCUGUUAAAUUCAUUAAUCACAAUAAUUUUCAUUUCAUAUCACAUUAAAUACACCAAAAUUGGUAAAAAUUGAUUAUCCACUCUCUAUGAAAAGAACUUAAUAGAAUAUCAGAGAGAAGCCUAAUAAGUUCUUUUCAUAAAAGAGAUUUGUGAAUUUUUGGGGAAAAGUACUAGCUAAAAUUAUUAUCUACUAUUAUAUUGAAUUUUUUGCCGUUAGGAAGUUGAAACUGACAUUAAAUAACAAAAGCCGACUGGUGGAAUAUAACCCCUGGAGGGUGAAAGACUCAUCGAUCAAGAGAAGGGUGGGGGGGGGAGAUCAGCUUUCUCAGGGCAGUCCCAAAUCGACGCCCCGGAAGCCAAUCUCAUGAAUCCGCUCCUGAAAUGGCAUAUAGUUAUUUAAUUGCACGAGGCUCCGAGUGGCCUCUAGUGCCUUAUGCUAAUGGCUUAGAAUUUAUGCUUUUGACACUAAAGAGCUGUGCCUCCAUUUGCAUCCAAAAAGACAGUGAAAUACAAUUUACAAACUGAAAUUAACUGGAGGAUAUUAAUCAUAUUUCUAAUUCUCUACAUAUACAUAUAUACCAUAAAAUAUAUAUAUAUAUAAUAUUUUAUAAAUGGACUGUCACUUUCCUGUAAAUGUAACUACUCCACAAUAGUUUCCCUUUUACCGCUUCUUUUUCUGAAACGUACUAAUGAAAAGUUUUAAUGAGUAAUGUUUUGUGAUAUUUUAGUGACAACAUUUAUGUUACGAGUUUAAUUUUAAUUUUGUUAUAUAACAAACAAAUAUAAAAAUUCCCAUACAGAGUCUAAAACAAAGAAAUGCAGAAAAGUACAAUUUAUAAUUAGUUAUAAAUGAGCUUGUACAGCAGUAUUUAUUUACGAAACUUUUUUUUGUUUUUUAAGAAAAUUUUGGCGCAGCUAAUAC